ACUUACUUGACGCUAGCCCAGCAUGCUCGAUUUCAGUCCUGAAGAGAAUAAAGUGUGCAGUGCCCUUGUAACCUGUCAGAAAUCAGAGGUGGUACAGUCGGUUCCGGAGCACCAGUAGAGGAGAGAGGGUAGGAGUGUCCGGCUUAGAGUGUCACAAUUCAGGGACGUCAGGAAGCUUGCCCCCGCCUCCCAUUAAUGAUCCCCGGCAUGUGGAACUGCGUUCUCCUUGAAUGACCUACACACAACCUAUUGCACGAGUCCUGGACGUCGUUUCAUCUCAGUUGAACCACCUGCCGGAGAGGAGCUGCAGCGGGCGGUCUACACAGCGGGCAACAAGUCGAAGCGAGUCUCUGGCAGGCCUCGAGCCGACUGUGGAGCAGCUGACCUGGACAACAAUCAUUUCGGGGCAGCCUCAGAAGGACCGGACAAGAGCUAGAAGUUUCAGAGUCAGCGUUCAAUGCUUGAGGCUGACAAUUAAGGAGAAGGGGCAGUGCAGAAUUUCUCGAGGGUUUCGGCGUUCACAUGAUGUACACAAUCACCAGAGGUCCCAGCAAACUCGUUACACAACGGAGGACAGGUAACACUCAGCAGGUCGAGAGCAAGUUCGGCGACUUGAAACUGAAGCCGACGUCCUGGCUCACGUCAAACUCUCCUCCUCCAAAGAUCGUGUUCAAUCGCCUCAACGGGAAACGGUACCACAGUGCGGCCGCACAGAAGACUGAAAGCCCAGUGGAGGGAUUCACUCCUGCACACGAGGAGAAUGUCCGAUUUGUAUACGAAGUGUGGCAGGAGGUGGAGCAGAAGCUGGAGGACGGUGGCAGUGGGGGGCCGGCUGACAGCCAAGGGCCAGUUCAGUACUCCGAGAAGACCCCGAGUGCUGCGAUGAAGAACUUUGUGCCCAUAGACCUGGAGGAGUGGUGGGCUCAGCGCUUCCUUGCUAACAUUGCCAACCUCUCAUGACUGUGAUGAGGCAUCGAGCCGGGACGAGGAGAUGCACCGCGCUGAUGCAUCCGGAACUUGCCACACGGGUGGAAAGGAGGCGAGCCCGUCUCCGGGAUCUGUAGCGUUGUGUCUAAUUUGGAAUGUGAUUUGAUGCCUCGUGCUUCACAAC
Neolamprologus brichardi is the source of this 1111-nucleotide messenger RNA. RefSeq names its product MAPK regulated corepressor interacting protein 2 (gene mcrip2). The record is from RefSeq and is a predicted model, not a curated record. NCBI's taxonomy places the organism in Eukaryota, Metazoa, Chordata, Actinopteri, Cichliformes, Cichlidae.